Xenopus tropicalis (tropical clawed frog) is the source of this 1475-nucleotide messenger RNA. It is a transcript of the gene mlx, whose product is annotated as MLX, MAX dimerization protein. Lineage: Eukaryota; Metazoa; Chordata; Amphibia; Anura; Pipidae. Gene Ontology annotation, cellular component: cytoplasm; nucleus. The record is from RefSeq and is a predicted model, not a curated record. The transcript is spliced from 8 exons. Gene Ontology annotation, molecular function: protein dimerization activity; RNA polymerase II-specific DNA-binding transcription factor binding. Bases 355 to 1035 code for a protein of 226 amino acids. Gene Ontology annotation, biological process: positive regulation of transcription by RNA polymerase II.
AUAUUAUUAGUAUUUUAUUCGUUGGACUUUAACAACCCACCUAGUAUGAAAACGAACAAUAUAUGACUGGAAAUGUACUAUUUUGGCAGCCCUGGGAUCCUCGGUAGUCGCACGUCACACUCUCGCGAGAUUUGGAGGAAAUUCUGGGGGAGCUGUCGGGAAGCAGCUGAGGGGCUGAGGGGCUGCGCUAUAGGAAGGGGUUGUGGGGCGUUUAAUCAGCGCUCCGGGACGACGAUAUCAGCAGCUCCGGGCGGGACGGCUGUCGGUUCUGUUGUGUGAGUUACCGACUGGAAGCGGAGCUCAAUGUAAAUAGCCUGAUGUUCCCUAUGUGAUAAUGUGAGGCCGGUUCCUGUCAUGGAGCAGAAGGGAAGUUUAGUGUCCAGAGCAAACAGCAUUGGAUCCACAAGUGCAUCUUCAGUGCCCAAUACAGCCUGCAACAUGAUGGACAAUGCUUGUUCCCUAACCUCAGAUGACGAGGACAGUGAUGACCGCCAAGAGACCAUAAAAAAUGACUACAAGGACCGACGCAGACGGGCACACACCCAGGCUGAGCAGAAGAGAAGAGAUGCCAUCAAAAAAGGCUACGACGACUUGCAGUGCAUCGUGCCCACCUGUCAGCAGCAAGACAUCGCUAUAGGAACACAAAAACUCAGCAAGGCUGUUGUUCUGCAGAAGACCAUAGAUUAUAUCCAGUUUCUCAAUAAGGAGAAGAAGAAGCAGGAGGAUGACGUGUCCACAUUACGGAAGGAGGUCAUGGCUUUGCAGAUUAUGAAAUCAAAUUACGAGCAGAUCGUAAAGGCUCAUCAAAACAAUCUCCAUGAGGGCACGGAUCAAGUCCCGGACGAGAUGAAAUUCAGGGUGUUCCAAGGCAUCAUGGAUUCUCUGUUUCACACCUUUAACUCUUCUGUUUCCGUGAACAGCUUUCAAGAGCUGUCUGCAUGCGUAUUUGCCUGGAUAGAGGAGCACUGCAAGCCCCAGACGCUGCAAGACAUCGUAAUCAGAUUCCUGCACCAGCUGAAGAACCCACUGUACUAAGGGACAUAACUCUUUCCGUCUCUCCUGAGAUAAAAGCCAAAGGAGUUGGCAGCGGUGCAGACGGCCCAGAAGCGACGCGCGAAUGUGUCCGAUGGUUCUGCGUUGCUCACUACUGCCAAUUCUUACCAAUGCCUCUGCUACUGAUUGCGCCGCUGCGUGUCCUUGUGUAAAUCCAGAACUAUGGUGCCUGAGUGAGGCCAUAUUCAGCACAUGUUGUACCGGCGCCUUCCGGAUCCAUUCUUGAUCAGUGACAAAAGGGCCGAAGAAAGACUUGUUUUUUGCUUGUGACUUUAUUGCAGUUUCCUUGAGUGGGGGGGGGGCUUCAUUUCUAUUCUUUUUUUCAGGUUUCGUGCUAUAAAUCAGCUUAUUGAGUCUUAAAAUCAUUGACAUUUUCCUUUAGUUCAGCACCUUUCCAUUAAAAUCAGAAUGUUUAACCCAAA